AUGGCCAUGCAAAACGUCAAGUGCGUCGUCGUCGGUGACGGCGCUGUCGGUAAGACCUCGCUUCUUAUCUCUUACACUGAGAACAGAUUCCCCGUCGACUACGUGCCCACGGUGUUCGACAACUUCACGACCGGUGUCGAGGUUGAUGGAAAGCUCAUCAACUUUGCUCUCUGGGAUACUGCUGGUCAGGAGGAGUACGCACGACUGAGGGCGCUGAGCUACCCUGAGACUGAUGUGUUCCUUCUCUGCUUCUCCGUCGUGUCCCCGGCAAGCUUCGACAACAUCAAGACCAAGUGGUACCCCGAGAUCAGCCACCACUGCCCAGGCGCCAAAUGCAUCCUCGUGGGCACCAAGAUCGAUUUGAGGGAAGACAAGGCUACGAUGGAAAGCCUCAAGGGAGAGAAGGCGCCAACACCCGACAUGGGCAAGAAGAUGGCGGAGGACAUCGGCGCGGAGGCCUAUUUCGAGUGCUCGGCGCUUACGCAGGAGGGAUUGAAGAGGGUGUUCGAGGAGGCCAUCAGAGCAGUCAUUGGCAGACCCGACAAGCCAUCCGGACCCGCCAAGCCCAAGAAGGAGAAGAAGUGCCUCCUGUUCUAG
Acanthamoeba castellanii str. Neff is the source of this 597-nucleotide messenger RNA. Its product is annotated as Ras family GTPase. Gene Ontology annotation, biological process: small GTPase-mediated signal transduction. Gene Ontology annotation, molecular function: GTP binding; GTPase activity. The coding region runs from base 1 to 597 and encodes 198 amino acids. NCBI's taxonomy places the organism in Eukaryota, Discosea, Longamoebia, Acanthamoebidae. The record is from RefSeq and is a predicted model, not a curated record. The transcript is spliced from 4 exons.